CUUCAAUUCAGGAAAGGAAGAAAGAAAGAGGAAAGAAUGUCUGUUGUCCCAAAAAAGGAGUACACACUCCUAUGGUGGACUAAAUGGUUCGAUCAAGACCGAUACGAGGAUGUUAUCGUUGACAACUGUGGACUCCCGUACACGUGUAGGAACACCUUAGAUCGUUCCAAAUACAAGGAUGCCAGGCUCAUCCUCUUCCACGACUGGCAUCCCAAUGAUCUUCCUCCAAGAAAAGAUGUAGAUAACAAUAGCAAAGCAUGGGUACGCAACUCUGCCGAGAAACCCGAGACAUAUGCCUACCAACAGUACUACAUUUCAUUAUUCAGUUACAAGUUCACGUAUCACUUCUCCUCAGACUUUGUCAUGACUUACUUCACAGCCGGAACUACUAAACCCAAUUCCUUCAUCAACCUCGUCUCCCGUCCACCCUUGAGAACAAUCGAACAAAAAAAUCGAUAUCGUCAAUCUGGGUUUCAUCCAGCAGAUCGUCGUCCUCUAGCUCCUGUCGCUUGGAUCGUCAGCAAUUGUAAAGCCUCUAAUGGUCGUCAUCUCAUGGUCAAACAACUUCUCAAAUACAUCGACAUCGAUAUCUACGGUCGUUGUAUCUCCAAUCGACCUUGGCCCAAGAAAAUGCUCGACAAUAAUUCACAGAUCGAUAUGCCGGAUGAAGAAUUAGUAGGGCAUUACAAAUUCUAUCUAGCGAUCGAGAACAGCAACUGCGAGGAUUAUGUGACCGAAAAACUGGAGCGGACUUUUGGUGCUGGAGCUGUCCCUGUGGUAGACGGACCGGAUGAUUACUCAAGAUUCAUGCCCUCUCCAAGAUCAUUGAUCCGCUAUGAUGAUCAUGGAUCCCCAAGGAAGUUGGCUCAGUUCUUGAAAUAUCUGGACCAGAACGAUACUGCCUAUCAAGAGUAUUUGACCUAUAGAACCCCUCGAUCACCAAACAACACAGACGCACAGGGGAAUGUCUUGAUCCAAUCUCCUGAAACCUUUAACCAAGAUUACAGAGAACGUCUGUCCCCUUGGUUUGUCGACAACUGGGAUCUGGAUAGAACAGGACUUUUCAACAAGACGACAGAGUGGCUCAGUACAGAUGGACCUACGAGGACCACCCGGGCAAAAUAUGGCAUGCAAUGGGGCCCAGAUCUGGACGGUGGCAUGUGUGCAGCCUGCAGAGUUGCUCAUGAGCUAACAGAAGGGUCCCGGACUCUCAGCCCAAGCAAUCGACUCACCAUCGAUCAAACCUGCAAGUUCCGCAAAUUUUACUAUACAAGCUGGAUCAUCUCUUUUUAUCCUUACUUGACCUUGUUGAUACUGUGUUCAGUCCUUGCAUUAUUAUUCCUGCUGUUGACAAAGACUGGACGAGCGAUAAUCUUCUAUUUAAUCAGGAAAAUUUGGACGUUGUUGAUAAUGGUCAGAGAACGUCUUACAAAGACGAAACGAUCAGAGUAUCACGAAUUUUCUAUGGAAGACCGAAGAUAGAAAAC
Molecule: messenger RNA, 1487 nt
Organism: Lobosporangium transversale
Lineage: Eukaryota; Fungi; Mortierellomycota; Mortierellomycetes; Mortierellales; Mortierellaceae
Exons: 2
Coding region: 37-1482 (481 amino acids)
Cellular component (GO): membrane
Molecular function (GO): alpha-(1->3)-fucosyltransferase activity
Source: RefSeq, a predicted model, not a curated record